This is a messenger RNA of Oryctolagus cuniculus (rabbit), 2721 nucleotides long. RefSeq names its product methionyl aminopeptidase 1 (gene METAP1). The record is from RefSeq and is a predicted model, not a curated record. Gene Ontology annotation, biological process: proteolysis. Lineage: Eukaryota; Metazoa; Chordata; Mammalia; Lagomorpha; Leporidae. Gene Ontology annotation, molecular function: metalloaminopeptidase activity. Gene Ontology annotation, cellular component: cytosol.
GGCUCGGGCUCUCUCCCCUCCCCUCGCGGCCGUUCCUCCCUGCCCCCUGCUCCUCUUCCUCGGUGAGGCGCUCCUCCAGCAGGCAAGCAGCAUGGCGGCCGUGGAGGCGCGCGUGUGCGAGACGGACGGCUGCAGCAGCGAGGCCAAGCUCCAGUGUCCCACCUGCAUCAAGCUGGGUAUUCAGGGCUCGUACUUCUGCUCGCAGGAAUGUUUUAAAGGAAGUUGGGCUACUCACAAGUUACUACAUAAGAAAGCAAAGGAUGAAAAGGCAAAGCGAGAACUGUCUUCCUGGUCUGUGGAGGGUGAUAUUAACACUGACCCAUGGGCAGGUUAUCGAUAUACUGGUAAACUCAGACCACACUAUCCACUGAUGCCAACAAGGCCAGUGCCAAGUUACAUUCAAAGGCCAGAUUAUGCUGAUCAUCCCCUAGGAAUGUCUGAAUCUGAACAGGCUCUUAAAGGUACUUCUCAAAUUAAAUUACUCUCAUCUGAAGAUAUAGAAGGGAUGCGACUUGUAUGUAGGCUUGCUAGAGAAGUUUUGGACAUUGCUGCGGGGAUGAUCAAACCAGGUGUAACUACUGAAGAAAUAGAUCAUGCUGUACAUUUAGCAUGCAUUGCAAGAAAUUGCUAUCCUUCUCCUCUGAAUUAUUAUAAUUUCCCAAAGUCUUGUUGUACCUCAGUGAAUGAAGUCAUCUGCCAUGGAAUUCCAGACAGACGGCCCUUGCAAGAAGGUGAUAUUGUUAAUGUGGACAUUACUCUGUAUCGCAACGGUUAUCACGGGGACCUGAAUGAGACGUUUUUUGUUGGCGAAGUGGAUGAGGGAGCACGGAAGCUUGUUCAGACCACGUACGAGUGUCUCAUGCAAGCCAUUGAUGCAGUGAAACCUGGUGUUCGAUACAGAGAACUGGGAAACAUUAUUCAGAAACAUGCCCAAGCAAACGGGUUUUCAGUUGUUCGAAGCUACUGUGGGCAUGGGAUUCAUAAGCUUUUCCACACAGCCCCCAACGUCCCUCAUUAUGCCAAAAAUAAAGCAGUUGGAGUAAUGAAGUCGGGCCAUGUAUUUACGAUUGAGCCAAUGAUUUGUGAAGGUGGGUGGCAGGAUGAAACCUGGCCAGAUGGUUGGACGGCGGUGACAAGAGACGGAAAGCGGUCUGCUCAGUUCGAGCACACGCUGCUGGUCACGGACACUGGCUGUGAGAUCCUGACCCGGCGGCUCGACAGUGCGCGGCCUCACUUCAUGUCCCAAUUCUAGUUUCUCCUGCGAUGAGAAGAGACGUCUCCAUUUACCUUCUUACUGUACUGUGCAUUUUGUUGAGAGUACAGAAGGAAGAGGAAAUUUUUUAUGACUAGUUUUGUUUUGAUGAUAGAUAAGACUACAGCAUUUGCUAUGUGUCCUCAAGAACUUGUCUUGAGUUGGAACAGGCUGAGAAGAAUAAAGGAAACCUUGCUCAACUCAGUCCCUGCCCCCAUCUCUGCACACCUGUUUUCUCAUUUGCCCUUUGAGCACUUUUACUUAAACCUGCUUCUAGUUGCUUUUGUCACUGCCGCAAACCAGCCGUAAGGAGCCAGCUGCUUUCCAGGUGACUGUUGAAGACGAGCAUCCUUGGAACUUUAGCAGUUCUUUAGAUUUAUUUUGUAUUAUAUAUAUAUGGAAAUAUAUAUACAUUUUGAAUUCCAUAGACAUAGUUACGGAACACUAUGUGACCUGGGGUUUGUGCCGAUGCUGCUGACAGGGUUACUUGCUGUCGUCCAUGGACCCGUCCUUAGCAGUGAUCUGAUUCCUUCUUGGGAAAUGCCUCCCUCUCUCCUCUGCUAAUUGUUUCCCCGCGUAAUUGUGCAUAGGGAAGCACUCACUCAACGUGACCAUCUCACCAGUGUGUACUGUACAUGAAUGUGGGAAAAGUCACUUUGGAAGAAGGUGUAUCAGGUUUUUUUGAGUCUAGUUUAUGGCAGAAACGGCCAUGUGGCUGCACGACACGAGGAUUUUGUAAUACACUGCUAUUUCUGACCUCAGUUUUGUCAGAAAUGGGAGGGAAAAGCCCUCUUCCCCUCUGUUUGAUUUCAGAGGUAUGCCUUGGAGAUACUGCGAGGAGGGGGGAGGUCGCACUGUGGAGGAUGCUGGGGAGAGAGUUCUGACCUCUCUCCAGCUGUGAGCACAGUGAGUCAGCUGAGCUCUUCGACUCUAACCUUUAGUGAACCUGGUAGGGGUGGAAAAGGAAUGUCUCUGCGUACUGUAACCUUGCAGUAGGGAUGCAGCGUCUUCGGUGUGCUAAAAACACACCUCACCUUUGCGUAGUUAGGAACCUCAUUUAGAAAGGACCCCAGCUGCCCAAUAUCUAUGUUCCUUUCCACAGUUGUCCACAUAGGAUUGUAUGUAGUGAACAUACCAGAUCAUAAAGUCAUUGUCAUUACAGUGUACUUUAUUACUGGGUCUCUGAUGACUGUCUUGUAAUAUAAUUUGAUACCACUGACACAUUAUACUUGUAAGAGAACAUCUUUCCCAGAGUGCCUCAGACCUUAUUGCUUUAAAGAAUUAUGAUAAUGUUUUCAUUACUUUUAUUAUUUUAAUGAUUUAGUAAAGUGACUGAAUCUGGUAGACUCUUGGGGGUAUGUGCGUGAUGUUUUUAUCAAACUGUACUAUUUGUGAAUGGACUGCCUUGCAAUAUGAAUGUUAAUGUAAUGUGUAAAGGGAGAUUAAAGAGUUUGACUGAUUAUCCCACA